Molecule: messenger RNA, 612 nt
Organism: Saccoglossus kowalevskii
Lineage: Eukaryota; Metazoa; Hemichordata; Enteropneusta; Harrimaniidae
Biological process (GO): protein phosphorylation
Molecular function (GO): protein kinase activity; ATP binding
Source: RefSeq, a predicted model, not a curated record
AUGGCAAUCCUGCGACAUUGGACUUUGAUUGCUGCUUGCUAUGCGUUAGUAACCCACUACGCAGUCGGGGCAUCUUCCCAUAGACAUGAUAAAACAUCUGAUAUGGAUGCAGAUGUAACAUACAUGUACAUAGUUGUGUCUGCAGCUGUAAUUGUUACCAGUAUUACAAUUAUUGCCAUGUGUAAUUGGUGCUAUGGUCAAAAGUAUUCGCCUUAUGAUGACACAUCUGGUAUAACACAGAAUGAGAUGGUAGUUGGGAAUAGUUACAUAGAUAUUGGUGAUUUGAGUGCCUUAAAUGUGGAUUCAUUAGAGUCAAAUGACCCUAUUAGAAUUGAACCCUUACCUGAUGUCAGUGUUAGAACACAUAAACCAAAUAGUACCGGGUCAUUAUCAACUGUAAGUGGAUACCUAUCUCAUCUACAACUACCAAGAACUCAGCUAAAUUAUGUUGCAGAAAUUGGAAGUGGAUGGUUUGGAAAGGUAUUGACUGGAGAAGCACACAAACUACAGACUGGACUGAAGAAAACUAAAGUAAUAAUAAAACAGUUGAAAGAUGAUGCCACUUCUGAUGAAAAGAAUCAAUUUCUUUUAGAAGUUCAGCCCUAUAGGUAG